GCCCAUCUACGGCCUUUCAGCGUACAAAAGCCGGAGCCUUGUCCAAGCUUCUCCCCUCGAUUUCCAAUCGAAACCUCGCACAAACCCUAGUUCCUCAAACACAAAGGCGGCGGCGGCGGCGGCGGAGAAGCAAGAUGAUCUACGACGUGAACUCACCCCUCUUCCGCUCCUUCCUCAGCCAGAAGGGUGGCGCCUCCGACAAGAGGAAAAUGGAAGAGCAGAAGCCUAAGGAGCAGAAGCCCAAGGCCAACGAGAACAAGCCUGUCAUGAAUGAAUAAUUUGUAGCAGCAUAAUCAUGCUACAUAAAUCGAGUUGUAUGAACCUUUUGUCGUGCAUUGAACUUGAUAUUGAAGUACCUUUGUGAAACCAGGUUAUGCUCAUGCUGACUUCGUGAAGUGAUCUAGAAAUGCCCAUUGUGUGCCCUA
This is a messenger RNA of Panicum virgatum (switchgrass), 425 nucleotides long. Its product is annotated as wound-induced basic protein. The record is from RefSeq and is a predicted model, not a curated record. The transcript has 2 exons. The coding region runs from base 135 to 278 and encodes 47 amino acids. NCBI's taxonomy places the organism in Eukaryota, Viridiplantae, Streptophyta, Magnoliopsida, Poales, Poaceae.